Molecule: messenger RNA, 234 nt
Organism: Ilex paraguariensis (yerba mate)
Lineage: Eukaryota; Viridiplantae; Streptophyta; Magnoliopsida; Aquifoliales; Aquifoliaceae
Source: the annotation of a GenBank genome assembly
GGACCACAAUGGAGUUUUAAUAGCGGGAUGGCCAAGAAAGUUGAGCCCAGGAAAGUUUCUAUGGGUGUGUAUGCCAUUGCUAUGAAGGAGGCCAUGUGUUUUGCUUGUGCUCAAGGUUUGUCGCAGGUUAGUCUAGAAGGAGAGAUUCAAUUCAGUUUUUUAGAUCUGUUAAUGCACUGGAAACCAAGUGAAAAUGGGACCUGUGAAUGGAAAUCUGGACAGUGUGAUGACUGA